Messenger RNA from Lontra canadensis (Northern American river otter), 1161 nucleotides. RefSeq names its product transmembrane protein 163 (gene TMEM163). The record is from RefSeq and is a predicted model, not a curated record. NCBI's taxonomy places the organism in Eukaryota, Metazoa, Chordata, Mammalia, Carnivora, Mustelidae. Bases 238 to 1107 code for a protein of 289 amino acids. Gene Ontology annotation, molecular function: zinc ion binding. Gene Ontology annotation, cellular component: synaptic vesicle membrane. The transcript has 8 exons.
CGGCGGCGACAGUGCGGCCCAAGCCUCUGCCUCCUGCCGCGCGAGCCGUGCGGCUCCUCGACACCCCCGCCCAGCUUGCUGCCGGCGCACCUCAGCUCCUCGGCACCCUCCCUCUCCCUCCCUCCCUCCUCAGCGGUCCGUCCGUCCCUCUGCCCGCUCCGAGCCGCGGCGCCUCGCACUUCUGACUCAAGUCUUCGCCGCGCUCGUCGCCGCCGCCCGGAACCGCCGCCCCGCGCCAUGGAGCCGGCCGCGGGCAGCGAGCGCCGCAGCCCCUCGGGCCCCGCGGUCCCGGCGCCGCCCCGGGGCCACGCGCCCUUGGCCGCCGCCCCCGGCCCGGGCCCGCAGAGCAACCCAGCUCGCGAGCCACCCAAGCCCGAAGAGGAGCGGCAGCUGCGGAUCAGCGAGAGCGGCCAGUUCAGCGACGGGCUGGAGGAUCGAGGCUUACUAGAAAGCAGCACUCGCCUGAAGCCUCAUGAGGCCCAGAACUACAGAAAGAAGGCGUUGUGGGUCUCCUGGUUCUCCAUUAUUGUCACCCUGGCCCUGGCAGUGGCUGCCUUCACUGUCUCCGUUAUGAGGUACAGCGCCUCUGCUUUUGGGUUUGCAUUUGAUGCCAUCCUCGACGUCCUGUCCUCGGCGAUUGUCCUAUGGCGUUACAGCAAUGCUGCCGCUGUACACUCUGCCCACAGGGAGUACAUAGCCUGUGUCAUCUUGGGGGUGAUAUUCCUUCUGUCAUCCAUAUGUAUAGUGGUCAAAGCCAUCCAUGACCUCUCAACUAGGCUGCUGCCAGAAGUGGAUGACUUCCUGUUCAGCGUCUCUAUUUUAAGUGGGAUCCUUUGCAGUAUCCUGGCUGUGUUGAAGUUUAUGCUGGGGAAGGUUCUGACCAGCAGAGCACUCAUAACAGAUGGGUUUAACUCCCUCGUGGGCGGCGUGAUGGGCUUCUCCAUCCUUCUGAGCGCGGAGGUGUUCAAGCAUAAUGCGGCGGUCUGGUACCUGGAUGGCAGCAUCGGUGUGCUGAUCGGCCUCACCAUCUUUGCCUACGGAGUCAAACUCCUCAUCGACAUGGUGCCCAGGGUGAGGCAGACCCGCCACUAUGAGAUGUUCGAGUGACGGUGGCCAGCAGGGCCUGGGCCGGCAGCUCUGCGUCCACACCAAGACCGUCAG